Molecule: messenger RNA, 1266 nt
Organism: Anarrhichthys ocellatus (wolf-eel)
Lineage: Eukaryota; Metazoa; Chordata; Actinopteri; Perciformes; Anarhichadidae
Gene: map2k4a
Product: mitogen-activated protein kinase kinase 4a
Exons: 9
Coding region: 247-1170 (307 amino acids)
Biological process (GO): protein phosphorylation; MAPK cascade
Molecular function (GO): ATP binding; JUN kinase kinase activity
Source: RefSeq, a predicted model, not a curated record
GGGUGUUGACAUGUGUCACUUGGUCAGCUGAUUGCGGCUCUUAAAGCUUCUUGGCUAAGCACCGCUAGCCAGCUUAGUUAGCGUUAGCCUAGCUGGAUGUUUGUAGUUUUUUGUUAACGUUACUACAUGAACAGCUUCUAACGUUGCACGGAACUGUAUUUAAAAAAAAAAAAAAAAAAAUCGUGUAAUUUCACCACAUUUUAAAAUUGUCCUCCGUGUAUCUGCAUUGCAGCCCCGGUGCUGCUGAUGGAAUUCAAACAACACACAACAAUGGCGACUCCCUGUCCGAACAACUCGACAACAAGCAGCCACAGCAGCAGCAGCAGCAGCAGCAGCGGCAACAACGCAGGAUCUCACAUCACCACGAUGAGCAGCAUGCAGGAGUCCAACACCUGCUGGAGAUGUCAGAGUGAAACAGGCUUUCAGAUAAACCUGUCUGGAGCUCCCCCAAGUAAACGCAAAGCGCUGAAGCUGAACUUCGCCAACCCUCCAAUCAAACCCACGACUAGAUUCACACUGAACACGGCCGGGCCGCCCUUUCAAAACCCGCACAUAGAGAGGAUGAGGACACACAGCAUCGAGUCGUCGGGAAAGCUGAAGAUCUCCCCGGAGCAGCACUGGGACUUCACCGCCGAGGACCUCAAGGACCUGGGCGAGAUCGGCCGAGGGGCCUACGGCUCCGUCAACAAGAUGGUGCACAAGCCCAGUAACCAGAUCAUGGCGGUCAAGAGAAUCCGGUCCACGGUUGACGAGAAGGAGCAGAAGCAGCUGCUGAUGGACCUGGACGUGGUGAUGAGGAGCAGCGACUGUCCGUACAUCGUGCAGUUUUACGGCGCUUUGUUCAGAGAGGGCGACUGUUGGAUUUGUAUGGAACUUAUGGCUACCUCGUUAGACAAAUUUUACAAGUUUGUAUAUUGCUCAUUAGACGACGUGAUUCCAGAGGAAAUAUUAGGGAAAAUAACAUUAGCGACUGUGAAGGCACUUAACCACUUAAAAGAAAACUUGAAAAUAAUCCACAGGGACAUUAAGCCGUCAAACAUCCUCCUGGACAGGAACGGCAACAUCAAGCUGUGCGACUUCGGCAUCAGCGGACAGCUGGUGGACUCCAUCGCCAAGACCAGAGAUGCAGGCUGCAGGCCGUACAUGGCAGUAAGUACACUGAGCUUAUAGCCAGGCGGCUACCUCCGGUUCUGUUGAGUGAAGUCAAAGCUUCAUGUGUUAAAGCUGCAUUCUCUCUAGUGUCCAGCAGGGGGCGACUCCUCUGGU